UUCAUUGCUAUCUUGGGCUUGCCCGGGACGCGAAGAAGGAAACUGUCUUGCCAUCCACAUUGACGAGGCAUGCACGGCACUCAUGGCUGGAUCGAUAGGUACAGUACCAGUACAUGCAUGUUCCGCGACUUCGGGUCGUGCCUUCCUAUCAUGACUCCUGGUAACCGAGACGUCAAAGGUGAGUCCAAGACCAGGUGGAUGGAACAUUGCGGAAAGAAUCCAUAGAAUUAUUCCAAUCCAUACACCUCGACAUCUAGCUAUGCCACAAACCUCAGUCUGCCAGUGAGUGCAGUGGCGGCGAUGGCUGGUACCAAAACUCUUGAACAUCCACUCCUUGAAGAUCAGUCCUUCGAUGACCCCCUCCAUGCAGCCGAGUACGCACGUCGAAAUGGCCUGACAGUCGAUGUCUACUGUGACCCCUUCACAUUUCCCCCAGCCCUAUUCAAAGCCCUGGAGCAGGAGUCGACGGAUUCUAAUGGUUUAACGCCAUGCAACGACUUACCAGACAUUUCCCUUCCUUCCGCGACACCUAUUACCGAGCAAUGGGAGGUAUCCGGAAAUGCUCUGAGAUCCCUGAGAGAUGUCUGCCAGAGAUAUACCGAGGUGGAAGUAAAGGACCUCACUUUUCAGACCAUUCAGCACAACGCCGGCAAUGCCCGACGCUUGAAACUGGAGCUCCCCGUGCUUCGAACUGACCAUGAUAUGGAUUACCGGGCGUACGUUCGAACCGUAAAUGCUGCGCGAGAUACCCGCCUCCUUGACAGCCACCUGCCACUCGAGCCAGCCAAUACUGAGAAGGAUGAAGGGCUCGAGUUCCCCGCCAGAGUGUAUCAACUCGACCGUCAGAUUACGAAAGCCGUGGCCGGAGAAAGACUUGAGAUGACGCGAACUACCUUGCAAUGCCUGGCGGGGAACUUGAAAUCGGACUGGACAGAUGAAAAUACGCGACAACUGCUAGAGAUUGAGACGGAUUAUCAUGGAAUCACCGCUAAACAGCCACCUACGCCUCCCAUUAGCCCGAGACAUCAAGCCAAAGAAUACUACAUCCCGGACAACGACGUCUGCAAAGUGCCGAUCCUGUCAGACGCCAGCUCUCGGCUCAGCGAGGAACUGCAAGCCAUCGAGGAGAGGAUCUUUGAGUGCGACAACGACUCCUGGUUGGCCGACGCCCAACUACUCGACGAGCUCGAAAGAGGCCAAGUAUCGGAUUUGAGCGUCGGGCUGGGUCCAGUGCACGAAAUGUCCGACUUGAAGGUAGAGGUGCCCUUGAUGCCGCAAGACAAGGAUGACGAGGACCUCAUACGACCAUCAGCGAACUUCGGAGAUUUCAAAGAUUGGGUAGACCUGCCCGUCUCAGACUCGGAUGGCAAACUCGACGAAGUCAGGUGUGACGAAGAGCUAGGACAGAUACUUCAGGACAUUGAAGCCAGAACCAUGAUGUCAAUCGAGCAAGAGAAGUUGCAGCCAGUGGAUGCUACUGCAAGGGUACCUGUGCCAUUAAUGGACUUCUCAAUCCCAGAUCCCGAAUGGAACGAAUCUCGAUGUGAUCCCAAGAUGAUGUUCGAAUGGAUUCGCACCCGUAACUGGGGCGGCGCUGAGACACCAGUAUGGCCCGGAAAUAGGUUGGUUGAGAGCAGGAUGGUCUGGGUGCCAUGGACACAACGCAUCCCCACAUUCUCAUCGGAGGAAAAGAUCAAGGCCAACGACAUUGUUUUAGAGGCAUAUCUUGCACGCGCGGAAGAUACAGAGGUUCCCAACAGCUCUAAUUUUGUGUGGAAGCGACCCGGCCUCGCCGCUCUUGGAGACGACGAGGAUGACGACGAGGACGAUGAGCUGGAGCCUGCCCUCAACCAGCUACCGCCAGUAGAGGAAGAUCUCAUGAUGGCGGUCAAGAGGAGAAAACGACUUCUCGAUGAGCGAACCGAUGGGCUACAAGCACCCCAGAAGCCUCCUAAUGGUUGCAAUGCUGAUGGCAAACCAGCACUCUUGAUCGGUGACGAGCCAGGCGCAGCGUCUAAGCUGUUAGACAACUAUAUGGAACUUCAUGCCCCCAAGAAACCUAAACUGACACACAGUUCGUUCUUUAAGCCGCCGAGAGAGGACCCAGUCCUGCCUGUCAAACCUUCAGGCGAGACUGCUCCCCAGCCAGACACAACUUUACGAACCCUGGCCAAUAUGCCAUGCCCACAAAUCAACCUCCCCGGUACGCCGCUCAGACUGAUCGCCUCCGUGUCCAUACCUCGUGGUAUACUCCGCCGCCUCGAACAGCUUCUCUCGGGCGCGGAGCUGAUCGACAGGGACUACAAUGCCUACAACUCGUCCAUCUGGCUCCCAGGUUCCGUCUGCCGGUCCGAAGUCACCUCGCCCCUGGCGGACGAGGCAGACUUGAUCGUCUCCCCAUCAACCGGCAUCCUCCUUACGACCAUGAUAAAGGUCAGGCAGAAGCCUCUGCCGGGAACAAAAGGAAACUCGCCCCUCUACAGCUUCAUCGAGAAAGUUAGCGUGCGCUAUGAGAGGCUCAUCAUAGUUGUUUCUGAGGGUCUUGCGUACGAUGACAUGGCGACGGCUGGCUUGCCUCCCGCCGAUGCCAUGGCGCUCGCGAGAUUUCAGGGGUUCGCGACUAGCCUGGAGACCCAAGCACACGUCUUCUACAUUGCGGGCGGCGAGGAGAACCUGGCAAAAUGGACGGCGCAUAUGGCCUGCCGGUACGCCGCGGAUGCCGCUACCCGGCAAUAUCUGCUCCAGCGGGAAUCCAACUGGGAGCUGUUCUUACGCCGUUCGGGUAUGAACGUGCAUGCAGCGCAGGUGGUCCUGGGCAUGUUGAAAGAUGCAAAUACCGUGAUUGGAGGGCAGCGCUUCUGCGGCCUGGCUGCUUUUAUCAAGAUGUCGGACGUCGAGAGGGUGGCGAGGUUUGGGAGGAUCCUGGGAGGGACGUGGGUCUUGCAAAGAGUCAGUAGGGUUAUCGACAGGGACUGGGAUCAAGAAUUGGGUGCUGGGAAAGGUGCUGGCUGUUUGCCUGGUAGAGGAUGCUAAAUGUGGGCUUUGAAGCGGAUAUGUUGCUGCAAAUACUUGAUGCCUCAUACCAAGGGAUCUGAUGUUGGGAAAAGACACUGGCUGCGCAAUUACUGGCUGCAAGCAGGAUCUGUUAUGACAUGGCUCGGAAAAUGAUGCUGGAUUUGUAACUCACUCAUAAGUGUCUGUGAAUCGCAUAUCGCAUACAUCCGAGGUGCUCACUGGUGAG
Messenger RNA from Phialemonium atrogriseum, 3241 nucleotides. RefSeq lists its product as uncharacterized. Lineage: Eukaryota; Fungi; Ascomycota; Sordariomycetes; Cephalothecales; Cephalothecaceae. Bases 301 to 3033 code for a protein of 910 amino acids. The record is from RefSeq and is a predicted model, not a curated record. The transcript is spliced from 2 exons.